Molecule: messenger RNA, 2388 nt
Organism: Chrysochloris asiatica (Cape golden mole)
Lineage: Eukaryota; Metazoa; Chordata; Mammalia; Afrosoricida; Chrysochloridae
Gene: ZC3HAV1
Product: zinc finger CCCH-type, antiviral 1
Exons: 13
Coding region: 1-2388 (795 amino acids)
Molecular function (GO): metal ion binding; NAD+ poly-ADP-ribosyltransferase activity
Source: RefSeq, a predicted model, not a curated record
AUGGCCGACCCCGGAGUGUGCUGCUUCAUCACCAAGCUGCUGUGCGCCCAUGGGGGACGCAUGGAUUUGGACGCGCUGCUCCAAGAGAUCCAACUGCCCGAGGCGCAGCUGUGCGAGGUGCUGGAGACUGCCGGAUCCGACCGCUUCGUGGUCCUGGAGACCGGGACCAGCCGCUCCGUGGUGGCCACCACUAGGGCUCGGGUCUGCCGUCGUAAGUUCUGCCAGAGACCCUGCGAAAACCUGCACGUGUGCAAGCUCAAUUUGCUGGGUCGUUGCAACUAUUCGCAGAAGGAGAGGCAAUUAUGUAAAUAUCCCCAUGAAGUCUUCUCAGAAGAGAACUUCAGACUACUGAAACACCACCAGCUCUCUGGACUUAAUCAAGAGGAAUUAGCUGUGCUCCUCACCCAGAGUGACCCUUUCUUUUUGCCUGAGAUCUGCAAGACCUACAAGGGUGAGGGCCGGCGGCAGAUCUGCAGCCAGCAGACGCCCUGUGAAAGGUUACACAUCUGUGAGCACUUCACCCGCGGGAACUGCAGUUACUCCAACUGUCUGCGCUCCCACAACCUGCUGGAUAGGAGGGUGCUGGCCAUCAUGAGGGAGCACGGACUCAACUUGACCGUGGUGCAGAACAUUCAGGACAUCUGUAACAGCAAGCACUCCCGUGGCCGGAAGAUUCUGCCGGGCAGGAGAGCUCCUCCCUCAGGCCACCGAGCUGUUGCAUACAGAGGUAGAUGCAAAAGUCAAGAUAGACUUUUGCAGGACCGCCAGGAAUUUCUUCUAUCAAAUUCUAACUCUUCCCAAAGGCCCUACACGCCCAAUUCCGAUAAAACCGGCAAUAGGUCCACGCUGGAUGGCUUGGCUAUGGAAGGUCUCAUCUACAAAUUCGCGCAUUUUGAGAGUCAGGAUAGCUCUUCACCUUUCCCUGUCUCAUCCAAGGCCACCAAUCUUGCAGGCACAGGUCAAAUGAGAACAAGCCACAGGUUUUCUGAGAAUGGCAGUGUAGACGAUCUCUUUUUUGGGGAUCAAGACAACACACAUCCUCUUUCUGAUUCAACACCAGCCUCCAACUGGAAGGAUCCCAUGGCCAAAGCAAAUACAUUUUCCACCUUGCUCCAAAAAAGCACAGGUUCCAUUUCCAACGUUACCAGUAUCAAGUCUUCCUGGGUAGAUGAAAAGUCGGAAGAAAUUUGUCUUGAUUAUCUACAGAAGAGCUGUCAAGACAAUAAAAAGUGCGGCAAAGUCCACUUCCACCUGCCCUAUCGGUGGCAGGUGCUGAUUGCUGCAAACACCUGGACGGACCUUCAACUCAUGGAGAAUAUCGAGCAGGCCUAUUGUGACCCCAAAAACUGUAGCGUUCCUGUCGGGAGCUAUCAACUCAAUUUCCAGAAAAUGACAUGCAAUAACAGUUCCAUGCGACGUCUCUCCACCCCCUCAUCCUGCAAGAAAUCGGUGGAUUCUGUGUUCACUACCAAGUGGAUUUGGUAUUGGAGAAGCAGAUCUGGCGAUUGGCUUAAAUAUGGGCAGAAGAACAAUCACCAGCAGAUUGCCAACAUCACUUCUUCAUACAUUGAGUCCCUGUUUCUUUUGCUUCCAAGGGGAAUUGUGCAAUUUAAGGCAGGUUCAGAGGAGUUCGAACUGAGUUUCCAAGGGAUGAUUCAGACAAACACAGUGUCCAAAACUCAAAAGGAUGUCACCAGGAGACCAAAAUUUGUAUCUUCCAGGGAUAUGGAGAAGCUUCUCAAAGGGCCAGACUGUCAGCUGGCACCGUCCCCAUCCAAUCUUGCCACUUUGAAUGUUUCUCCGCAGCAGAACACUCACCAACCCCAGAGCGGAUAUUCGCUGUCAAUCAUCAAUACCCAACUUCCAGAGUAUAAUAACAUAAGUGAGAGUUUUAAAGCAUCUAUGAGAAAUUUCAAGAUUGAAAAGAUCAAGAAGAUCCAUAAUACAAAGCUCUUGAAUGCUUACCAAAGGAAAAAAUCGAGUAUGAAGAAUGCCAAUGAGAAAAUCCUGUUUCAUGCAACUGACCGCCGCUAUGUAGAGACGAUAUGUGAAGACAAUUUUGACUGGACCAAACAUGGAAUGUAUGAAGUCAAAUACGGAAAAGGAAGUUACUUCUCCAAAGAAGCCUUCCAUUCCCACAAAAAUUGCCUAUCUGAUGAAAAAACCAGAGUUAUGUUUGUAGCUCGGGUCCUCGUUGGUGAUUUCGUCGAAGGAAAUGUGACAUACACGAGACCUCCUUCCAAGUAUUAUGACAUGGAAACUUCCUAUGACAGUUGUGUGGAUACAAGGUUGAAUCCCUCUAUUUUUGUCAUUUUUCAGAAAGAUCAGAUCUACCCAGAAUACAUGAUUGAGUAUUCUGAAACAGACAAAUCUUGUAGGAUUAGUUAG